Heteronotia binoei (common prickly gecko) is the source of this 1033-nucleotide messenger RNA. Its product is annotated as protein NKG7-like. Gene Ontology annotation, cellular component: plasma membrane. NCBI's taxonomy places the organism in Eukaryota, Metazoa, Chordata, Lepidosauria, Squamata, Gekkonidae. The transcript has 5 exons. Bases 307 to 792 code for a protein of 161 amino acids. The record is from RefSeq and is a predicted model, not a curated record.
GCUAAGGGUGAAAAGGGGAAUGCUCAAGAAAUGGAGGCAAGGGCAUACCUCUUAUAUUCCAGUUAAUUAUUUCACACAAAAAAAAACAGGGGAGGGAGCCUGGCCCUUUAAUGGCCUUGGAAAGUUUGGUAGGAAAGACGGGCCCUAAUUGAAUGGAGGCACGCUCACUGCAUCUUUGAUUUGGAGGGAGGAAGAAACACGAUUCACGGAAGAACUGAAAGACAUUCUUCUAGCUAUAUCAUAUGAAUAUAAUUUUGUGGCUAACAAAGACUCCGAUACAAUUGCUGUGUCCCCCCACUCUCCACUAUGGAACCCCUGCGGAUCGUUGCCUGCUUCUCCUCCUUCCUGAGCCUCUUGUUCCUCAUGCUUGCCCUGGCUUCAGACUACUGGAUUGUGAAUUCAGACCAAAGUGCCCACGCAGGAUUGUGGCAAACGUGCGAUCAUAAUAUUUGUAUGUCAUAUGGGAUGCAGGUGCCAGGUUUUUUCCACGCCACCCGAGCAUUCUUGUUAAUGGGGAAGGUGGCCGGCAUUGUUUCAUUCUUGGGUCUUUUUGCCUCAUUUUUCCACAGCCACAUUGGCUCUAUUUCCAUAAAGUGUCUUGCUGUGUUGGCCAGUUUUGUGGCAGGUGUUUGCUCCAUGAUUGCCAUGUCCACAUUCACAGGAGUGUACAAUCAUCAUUUCCCAGGCUUUGGGAUCCAGUUUGGAUGGUCCUUUGGUCUUGGCUGGGCCACGUUCCUGCUUUUUCUUAUAACUGGUGGGCUUGCUUACAAGACAGUCUCUAGCGCAACAUAGAGAUGAACUACAAUUUUGGGAUGGUGCUGGGUUCUCAACUGCUUAGUACAGAAUUCGGAUCCAGGGAACUCCUUGUGGAAGAAAUGAGGAAGGCAGCCCCCUCACUUUUUAAGGAAAGAAAAAAACAAACUUCUCCGCUGCGCGUUGCCUGCUUUUGCGUGAAGAAAUUAUUUUUUUGAUAAUUUUCUCUGUCCAAAAUGUGCAUUUUAAAUAAAUAAAUAAAUACCUAACCAUUUUGCAA